This is a messenger RNA of Cephus cinctus (wheat stem sawfly), 2246 nucleotides long. It is a transcript of the gene CAH1, whose product is annotated as carbonic anhydrase 2. Gene Ontology annotation, molecular function: carbonate dehydratase activity; zinc ion binding. NCBI's taxonomy places the organism in Eukaryota, Metazoa, Arthropoda, Insecta, Hymenoptera, Cephidae. The transcript has 9 exons. Bases 451 to 1365 code for a protein of 304 amino acids. Gene Ontology annotation, cellular component: cytoplasm. The record is from RefSeq and is a predicted model, not a curated record.
GAGACCGGCCGGCCUUACAACUGCCGAAACAGUUCGAGGCAUUGCAUACACAGUGUCAAGAGUGUUCUUCAAACACAAUAAGAAGUCUUAGUAACAAUUGUUUUAUAUUAUCUUAUUGAAUCAGCAAAAAGUCGUACGCGUAUCUUUCACGCAGCUGUUUACAUCCGGUUGUCGACGUGGACAAACGUUUCUCGUUCGUUUUCUCGAGCACUCCGUUGUUUCUUUUUGUGAGUCAACAAAGCAUCGCACCGACGCGUUACGAUUUGCUCGCUGCGUUUUUCAAUCCUAAAUUCUCGUGAACGGCCCUGCGUGUAGACGCAGCCAGCGAUCACUGCAAACCUGAAAAGUUCGACUUAGAAAAAGGGGCGAGUAAGUGGACAAAACGAGCGGGAGUAAACUAUACUCGGAUCUCAACUUCGCGGACCUUAAUUUCUGAUAAAACUCCCCGAGAUGGCCGGCAGGAACGAAUGGGACUACACUCAGAACGGACCCAGCACAUGGGUGGAGAAAUUCCCAAUGGCGGCGGGUUCCAGGCAGAGUCCGGUGAACAUCGAAACCGACCGUGCAGAAUCCGACCACGAGGCUCUAAGUAGCAAACCCUUGCGUUGGAAGUAUGCCGCGACUGCUUCACGAAAACUCGUGAAUCCUGGUUAUUGCUGGCGCAUAGAUACCGACGGUGAAGGCACCUUCCUUACUGGAGGUCCUCUCAUGGACGAUGUCUACAAGCUGGAACAAUAUCAUUGUCACUGGGGAUGCAGUGACUCCAGAGGUUCCGAGCACACAGUGGACGGUGAAGCAUUCGCAGGCGAGCUGCAUCUGGUACACUGGAACACCAGCAAGUACAAGACUUUCGCCGAAGCUGCAAAGGCGUCCGAUGGAUUGGCUGUACUGGGAGUAUUCCUAAAAGUGGGCAAAACCCACGAGGAGAUGGAUAAGAUCGCACGACUGUUGCCAUACGUCUCUCAUAAGGACGAGGUGGUUGAUAUCGUGGAGAACAUCGAUCCCAGCAAGCUUCUUCCCGUACGCGGAGGACGUGCCGGGACGCAAAGAUGCGUGAAUCCAUGCAUGCGUUGGGCCGACCGAAUCAUGCAUCCUGAACACAAGGGAGACUACCAAGACGACAACGGCUACUGGACGUACUUGGGCUCGCUUACGACGCCGCCCUGCAACGAGAGCGUCACCUGGAUCCUGUUCAAGAAGUACAUCGAGGUGUCUCAUCAUCAGCUGAACAUCUUUCGCAAUCUCCGCAAGUUUCCGCGGGGCGCUGAAUGUCCCUGCCACGAAAAUCAUGGCGCGGUGAUCAACAACUUUCGACCGCCGCUACCGCUGGGAAAUCGCGUGCUGCGCGAAUGCGGAAGCUUCUAAGUUCCUCGCGGUACUUUGAGCGACACCCGACGAAGAUGAUGAGGAGAAGAGGUUCGAUGACAGCCAUUGCGUUUUUGCCGGCCAUUCCGGGGGGAGGGGGGGAGGGGGGAGGGGGAGUAGGGAAGCACGAUUAGAUAUCAAGAGAAAUUUAGAUCUUAGACGUUUACAUUAUUCUGCUCGAUUGUUGGACGUGCCUUAUGUAUACUUACUUCGGUACGGUAUCGACGUACCACGUGCUUGUAAUAUGUCUACUUACGCUGCAUUAGAAUCUUGAUUGUCCCACGCAUGUGACCAUCGAACGAUUCCUGAUUAUCAGUUUGCGGAUUAAUAUGUUAAUCGCUUACUCAUCGAAGAUCUAAACCGUCCAGGCACACGUUUCCUUAACGCAAGUGAUAACGUUCGAGAUGAGAGAUAGAAUGCGCUUCGGAUUGUUUUUCGCACACAUGUUGCAUGCAGAUGGGUAUCGGAUAAUCGAGAUUCUAUCGUUUCGAGGCUGAUGUAAUAAGCUGAAAUUUUUUAAAUUCACUACACUCUUGACAGCUUCGCGAAUACUUUCGACGAAUUUUCGAUGAAAUUCGAAGCAUACUCGGUGCGUUCGAUGUGAGCCAUGUAAAUGAUUUAGUUAUUGACACGUUUAUCCCAUACGUCGUGCGUUCUAUAUGUAUCCAAUGACGUAAGAAGAAAUUCAGUUUUACGCCAUGCUUGUUUCACUGUACCACUCGGCAUCGUCAUUCUCGUGAACGGAAGUCAAGAUGACAUUUAUGUGGUGCUGCGCAUCGUCAAUUCAGAUCUGUUGCGUUGGAGGUUGGUACACUAAUUUGUUGUGCUAGUUGGUAAUUGUUAAUUGGUUUAUUUAUUUUUUUUUUUUUUUUUUUUUUUUA